Molecule: messenger RNA, 1015 nt
Organism: Chara braunii
Lineage: Eukaryota; Viridiplantae; Streptophyta; Charophyceae; Charales; Characeae
Source: the annotation of a GenBank genome assembly
CGGUGGUCGUCACACUUUCCAACCUCGUUCGCCAUCCCUCUCCCCAUCCCCGUCCCCGAUGCCUGUCGAAACAUGCAUGGUGGAUGUCCCGCCAUCAACCCCUGCCACAUACGUCCCAGGUUAUCAAGCUUCAUCACCUGAUGGAGGUGGGUCGUCUUACGUACGGUCAACUCCCGUUAUGCCACACGGUCUGCCGCCCCUGCCAGCGUUCAAGAAUCUUCACACUUCGAUGUACGCUGUGGGGAGAGAGCCUCGAUCUAUGACUGCCCUCCUCGCCGAAGGUGAUAGCCUUGGACCGCAGCGAGGUGGAGAAUCGUAUGGGAGUUGUGUUGGGUAUCAUGGGUGGGGCAUGCCACGUGGAGGUCAGUGGCAACACUCACCGUCAGCCAUGGGACCUGGCGGGGAAGGAGAGGUGCCUGCGGGGGGGCCUACAUCAUUGGCACAUACAUCAUACGUUGCUGGCACUGCUGGUCACAUGCACGCGGGCGUAGGUGGAGCCACCCCCAAGCUCUAUUAUUCACGACCGCCUCCUCCAUCACCGGUUGGAGGCACUGCGCAGUCCAUGCCUUCGGAUGCCGCAUUCAGCAGUCAUGACGGUCGGCGACUUCAUGUCGUCGAUUCCGAAAUAACGGAAAAUGACCCUUCUGAAUCGGUCGCCGAUCAAGGUGACAAUAUGGACAAGCAGGACGCUGAAAUGGGCGAGACGUGGACAUCACCGACUGGCGACAUAGCUGGUAUGCAAAGCACGGGUCAUGUGACAGUCGACAUCAGCGAUGAUGACAAAACGGAUGAGGGGGUGGGUGGAGAAGUGAGGAAGAAGGGCAGAAGGGCAGGUGGGGGAGGGCACGCUAGCUCUUGUCGACGCAGGUGGGGGAGGGCAGAAGGGUCGCCUACAAGCGAGCGCUUGUCGACCAAGACAAAACAUGACCGUACUCUGCACAAAUAGCUCUCGCGACGUCGUCUGAGCAUCGUAUGGCGCUGUGUAAUCCGAUCCUGAAGUCGUUCCCGGAUUGAC